This is a messenger RNA of Mesorhabditis spiculigera, 567 nucleotides long. The record is from the annotation of a GenBank genome assembly. NCBI's taxonomy places the organism in Eukaryota, Metazoa, Nematoda, Chromadorea, Rhabditida, Rhabditidae.
AUGGACAGGGUUAAAUUUGCCGUAGUGCGGGUACCAGAGGCGAAGGUCAUCGAAUUCUUCGCCACCAUUGCAUCGAAAGGCUUCACCGACGUUGCCUUUGUCAAUAGCCUACAACAAGCCGCAUUCACCAGCCUUGCAGAUGAGCCGCCGGUUGGCUCGCCAAGCAGUCAUAAUUCAAGUGCGGAUAAUGGGAUGCCAAUGUUAAAUUUUUUACAGACGCCACCCUCACCUCCCCCUGCGGCCACAGUAUCAACAAACCAAACGAUGCCCCUCAAUCUAUCGGAUUUAUUCCCAGCGGUGUUAGCCCAAGCGAAUGCCCUUCGAGACGCUUCCCCACUUGGCGAGUUGUCAUUAAUCCCCGGUAGUGACGGCGAUGAUAAUACAGGACGGCCUUACCAUCAGCGAAUGAAGGGGUGGCAACGGACAUAUUUGAGUGAGAUGCUGAAAGAUGGGUAUCCGACGGAUGAGAAGUUGAAUGAGGCUAUGCAUAAGUGUGAUUUGUCGAGACGGCAGAUCCUCCGAUUUAUCAGCAAACGUGUCAACAACCCCCAACAAAGGCUUGAGAGC